Molecule: messenger RNA, 1428 nt
Organism: Triticum aestivum (bread wheat)
Lineage: Eukaryota; Viridiplantae; Streptophyta; Magnoliopsida; Poales; Poaceae
Exons: 4
Coding region: 125-1192 (355 amino acids)
Molecular function (GO): DNA binding
Source: RefSeq, a predicted model, not a curated record
UUCCCUCCCCUCCCUUCCUCACUCCUCGGCCUCCUCUCUCUCCCACUCACUCACGCGCGCGCACACGGAGCUAGCCAAAGGAAGGGGAGAGGAAUUGCCAUUUCGGGAAGUAAAAGGGGAACCGAUGGCCGCCGGCGACGUCGCGACGGUGUUCCUCGAGAUGAGCCUCGGCACCCGCCUCGCCGUCUCCUUCCCCGCGUCGUCCACCACCGUCGCCGAUCUCAAGCGCAUAGUGAGCCACGAGCACGCCGCAUCUUUUCCCCACCUUGGCCAGAUCGCCGUCCAAUCCAUCAAGGUCGACCAGGGAGGCUCGUGGUUCCACCUCGCCGACUCCAUGGCCAUCCGGGAUACUUUCCGGUUCCAAGGGAUCAACGAACGCUGGCACCUGCAGGUAGACGCAUCUCUGCAAGUUGACCAAGAGAUGGUCACCCAGGGGCACAGCGGCGGCGCAAACUCUGCAAAUCACUCUGCACCUGCGCCUGGUCGUCGUCAUGGAUACGAGGGGUCGUCGAGCAGGAGGUGCCGCAAGGCAUCAAGCUCUGAUGAGAUGCUGCCUGAUCAGGUUGAAGAUGAAGUUGAAGUUGAAGCUGAAGCUCAAGUCAAGCAACCAUUGCCAGCCAAGGGCGAAAGAAGCAGCGACGGGGCAGUAAAAGACACAGAACAGGGGGCAUGGGGGAGAAGGCUGCGGCCGAGGACUCAAGUUACUAAAACACCAAUUACUUUGUCAAGCAGCAGCAGCAGCAGCAGCUCAGACUCGGAGGAAACGGACACCAACACCGUCGGCGGCAGCUCCGAGUCGGAGGAAAUGGACAUCAACACCGUCGACGCGCCGGCGCCGCACACGCCGACGCCGCAGUUCGUCGUCGAGCUCAAGAAAUGCCACUUUGUGAAGCAGAAUGGGCAGUACCUGAACGUGCCGAUGGAGUUCGGCGUUGUGCACCGGUACACCGAGAAGAAGAAGGUGCUGCUGCGGAUGGGGGGCGAGUCGUGGGCCGUCAACCUCAAGCACGGCCUCACGCCCACCGGCAGGCCCCGCACGUCCCUCCGGUACGGGUGGGACCAGUUCCGCGUCGACAACCGCCUCCGCGCGGGCGAGACCUGCUUCUUCCGAGCCCUCCCCGGGGACGACGGCGGCGACCACCAUGUGCUCAAGGUGGAGGUGCGCAGGCUAGACGGCAGCUACGCAACCUGAUGUGCCUCCAUUGAUUCGUUGCCAUCUCAAGGACCUCCGGAACUAGAAUGCAAUGCACAUUGCAUCGUCGUAGUAGCUCAAGAUUAAUAUGGUCAUUGCUCCUUCUACUUGUGUUUCGCUUGGAUGUUUUUUUUUUUUUUUUAGAAAAGGAGGAUGACCCCCGGCCUCUGCAUCUGGGAGAUGCAUACGGCCACUUUAUUGAUUAUUCUCGAUAACCAUACAAAGUAUUACAACAA